GACUGUAUAGCUAGGGGUCAGCUGUUGUUCAAGGACAAAACGUCCUUUCUACGUGUAUUUCGAAUAUAUUUCGAUUUUUCUCCUUUAUCUGGACACAUUCAGCCAAUAUUCGUAAAAUUUACAUGAUACAAUGGGUAGCUCACAAUCUACACCUGACCAACCGAAAGAAAUAGUGCCGAAAGGCCUCCAGAGAGAAGUAGUUGUUAUACCGGUUGACCCAAGUCGUCAAGCUGAAGCAGCUUUUGAAUGGUACGCGAAACAUGUGUACGAUAGAAAGCACAAAGUGCAAGUGCUGUAUUGUCAAGAGCCGAUCCAGGGUAAUCCUUAUUACCCAGAACAUACGUUCAAAAGGUACCGAGCCCAUGCUCAUAAGUCAACGAAUAAAGUUCAUAUUAUUCACUGUCAGGAAAUCGAACAUCCGGCUGGCGAGAACUAUCCUGAUUACGCUGUAGCUCCUGAAUCUUGGGCAGAGCAAUUUGAAAAAGCAAAAUCAGCAGGAAAGGAUCUAGUUGAAAAAUAUGAAACAAAAUUGAAAAACUAUGGAAUGGAAGGAAGUGUUUCAGCGGAAGUUGGUAGACCAGGUGAACUGAUCGUUAAGUCGGCGCACGAUAAUCAUGCUUCGCAAAUUGUAAUGGGUACCAGAGGCUAUGGAAUAGUCAGAAGAACAAUUCUUGGAAGUGUUAGCGAAUACGUAAUUCAUCAUUCUAACGUACCAGUGACUGUCGUUCCAAAAGAAACUCAAAGUUGGUUCUUUUAA
This is a messenger RNA of Dimorphilus gyrociliatus, 757 nucleotides long. Lineage: Eukaryota; Metazoa; Annelida; Polychaeta; Dinophilidae. The record is from the annotation of a GenBank genome assembly.